Messenger RNA from Anoplophora glabripennis (Asian longhorned beetle), 349 nucleotides. Lineage: Eukaryota; Metazoa; Arthropoda; Insecta; Coleoptera; Cerambycidae. The record is from the annotation of a RefSeq genome assembly.
AUUUUAAUUAUUUUUCUAUUAAUUAUUAUAAUUCUUUUAAUUAUUUUUAUCUUAAUUAUUAUAUUAAAUUUAAUUUCUAAAAAAAGAUUUUCAGACCGAGAAAAAAGCUCCCCAUUUGAAUGCGGGUUUGACUCUAAAAAUUCAGCUCGAUUACCCUUUUCAUUACAAUUUUUUUUAAUUGCUGUAAUUUUUUUAAUUUUUGAUGUAGAAAUUACUUUAUUAUUUCCAUUAAUUAUUACUUUAAAAAUUUCUAAUAUAAAUUAUUCUAUUAUUUUUAUCUUUUUUAUUAUAAUCUUAAUUUUUGGACUUUUUCAUGAAUGAAAUCAAGGAGCUUUAAAUUGAGCUUAUU